AUGGAGGGCACGCACGGCGGCGGCGGCGGCGGCGGCGGCGGCGGCACUAAGAAAGGCAGCAUGAUGUCCUCGACGAAGCGCAAGGAGCCCCCCGGCGGCGGCUCGAAGCAGCUCUCGACGAAGAGCUGGACCGUCCGCCCGGUCGUCCCGAAGCGCGAGUCGAUUCCGUCCACGGUGCAGCCAACGCAGGAAGAAGACCUCCCCGCGCUGUGGAGCACGAACACGUGGGGGGACGUCCGUCACAGGAAAGACCCGGUCGUGGACAGGAACGCGAAACCCAAGCCGGGGAGCUCCUCCAUCACGCUCCCCGCGGCUGGGGAAAAACGCAAAAAAGACAUCAAGACGAUCAUCGCGGAGAAGGAGUCUCUGCUGAAGAAGAAGCUCAUCGCGUUCGCGUCGUUCAACCAGACCGAGCGCGACCUCCUGACGCAAGCGUUCGAUCGCGUGUCCAUCGACCACGGCGGCGUCCCCGGGCUCGCGACGAGGCAGGAGUUGGCGGACGUGUUCAAUCGACUCGGCGUCAAGCUGACCCCGCGCGAGACGGACGCGUUGUUUAAGAAAUACGGCGAGGACCGCACCGGACGGAUGCCGACGAGCCUCUUCACGACCGCGGUGUUGGAGUCCCGGAAUAGGAUCAUCGCGAUGGAGGAACGCAGGGUCGGGGCGUACAAAGCCGGAGACCGGGAAGAGUACGGCUUCGCCGGGCGGAUCAAAUAUUUCCCGUGCCGAAAAGGCGUCUACGCGCCGACGGAAUGGGACCCCGCGCUCGCCGCGCGAAGCGCGAAGCCGCCGAAACCGGGGCUGUCGCUCGAGUUCGUGUACGGCUACGGCGGACUCACGAACACGGCGAACAACUUAAACUACAACAGCUGCGACCACGCGGUGUACUACACCGCGGCCGUAGGGAUCGUGUUCGAUCGACACAGUCACACGCAGCACUUUUUCCACGGCCACGACGAUGACAUCAAAUGCAUCGCGAUGCAUCCGAACAUGCACUUCUUCGCGACCGGGCAGGUCGCGUCCACGAGCGGGCCGCCGAUCGUGUGCAUCUGGGACUCGCGAGUGAACACGGACGGAUCGUUACGAGGCAUAGUCGCGCAGCUGCCGUUUCCGAACAUGCCAUCCGUGAUCGGCCUCGCGUUUUCGCAAUGCGGCACGCGCCUCGUCGUCAUCACCGGCGACGUCGACCACAGCGUGCACGUGUUCGAUUGGAAGAAAGCGGACGCCGCGAUGGGCGGCUUGGGCGAGCUUCCGCCCGCGGACGCGCCGGAGAUGGAAGAGGGCACCUCCCCUGGGCUGAUAACCAUCGGGAAGGGCGGGAAAGGGGACUCGUUCCCGCACGUGUACGGCGCGGUGUGGAACCCGUUUGGGUCGCUCGUGGACGACCCGGAUAGUAAAAACCCGCGGAACGAGUGGGCGGAGUUCGUCACCUUUGGUUCGAAGCACAUCAAGCUGUGGCGGUGGCACAAGAGCGAGGUCGACGGCAGGGAGUACUACGGCAGGAAGGGCGGCCCCGGGCAGGGCGAUCCCGGGAGGUUCGCGCCGGUGACGUCCCCAGUGGACGUCAUGUCCGCGGCGUGGCUGCCGCCGAGCGGUCACGACAAGACCGGGUGCGUGCUCGUCGCGGGCACGAGAUUAGGGUCGAUUCUGUUGUUCACGUCCACGGUCGGUAAGGGGCUUCACGCGACGCGAUUGCUUCAGGCGCACGGUCGCGGGCCGUUGAUCCCCGCGCUGAGCGGCGGCGACCUCGUCGCGAGCGGCGUCCGGUGCGUCGAACUCAGGGCGGAUAAAGAAACCGUCGUCAGCGGCGGCGGCGACGGCGCGGUGCUUUGGUGGUCCGCCGCGACGCUCGCGGCGGCGGCGCGGUCCAAGUCCGUCCCGUGCGCGCCGUACGAGCGGAAAGUGCUCUCCGGGGACGAUAACAAGAACCCCGCCGCGGUGAGAGGGAUGUCGUGUCACCGGUUCUCGUCCGACGUCUUGUGCGGGACGUACCGGUGCGAGAUUUGGGAGAUUGACGACGAGGACGGUCCGUACGUCUUGAUGUACGGUCACAGCGGAGACGUCCGCGGGCUCGCGGUGCACCCGAAAGAGAAGUCCGUCUUCGCGACCGCGUCCGAGGCUGGGCGGUUAUACAUCUGGAACGCGAAGUCGAGGUUGUUGAAGGCGAAGUGUAACGUCAUGCACCCGUGCGUGGGCGCGGGGUUCUCCCCCGACGGGUUGCACAUCGCCGUGGGGUGCAAAGACGGGACGCUCGUCAUCAUCGACUAUUACAACCUCAUGGCGGGGGACUUUCAGCAAGUCGUCAAGAGGAAGGACGGGACCCGGUGCGAGUUUAACCACUGCAACGAAGCGAUCGACGAGGUGAAGUACUCCCCCGACGGGAAGCUCCUCGCCGCGGGGUCGCACGAUAAUUUCAUCGACAUAUACGACGUCACCGGAGACGCGGUACCCGGUCGGUCAACAGGGGUGAAGUACCACCGUCUGCAUCGCUUGCGCGGGCACAGCUCGUACAUCACGCACAUGGACUGGUCCGCGUUCGACCCGAAGUUCCCGGACCGGCGUAUUCUGCAGAGCACGUGCGGCGCGUACGAGCUCUUGUACUACGACGGAAACACCGGGCAACAAGUCCGGCACAGCAUGCGCGACGAGCGGUGGCACACGCAGACGUGCACGCUCGGGUUUAGCGUCAUGGGCAUCUGGCCAAAGUCGAAGCAAGGCGAACGCGCCGCGGACGGGACGGACAUCAACGCGUGCGAUCGCGGGCCGUCCCCCGGGGGGAAACCGAGCGACGGCGAGCUCCUCGCGGUCGUGGACGACAACGGCAAGGUGAAGUUGUUCAACUGGCCGUGCGUGAUUCAGCACGCGCCGUUUCGACGGAUGGAGUGGAAGCCCGGGAAAGGGGGACGGAAACCGACCGGGGACUGCGUCGGGUACGUCGGGCACUCCUCGCACGUCGUGAACGUGCGCUUCGCGGGCGGAGGGCGGAACGUCGUCACCGUCGGCGGGCACGACCGCGCGGUGUUCCAGUGGAAAGUCGACGCCGAGGCGAAAGAACAGGUCGGGACGAAUAAGCGUCGGAUCGAGCCGAAGCCGUACAUCAUGGACCCGCCGAAGAUUAAAGAGCCUCACGCGAGGGUCGCGGACUUCGCGGACGCGCCGGACGACAUGGACACGGACGCGUCCGGGAAGCGGAAGGAGAUUUGCGAGUACCUCGUGACCAUCGUGACCGGGAACGCGAAAGGCUCCGGGACGACGUCGAACGUGUCCUUCGAAGGCCACGGCGUCGACGAACAAGGCGCGCCGACGCGUAUUAAGGAGAUGGCGCUGGAUAACUCCCCGGAUAACUUCAAGAGAGGCGCGACGGACGUGUUUAAGUUCCGAGGCCCGGACCUCGUGAAGCUGCACCACGUCAAAAUACAGACGGACUACACCGGGCAGAACCCGAGCUGGUUGCUGCAGUCUGUGAGCGUGUUAAACGUCACGAAGGGUUGGGAACACGCGAUGUUCCCCGCGGAGGUGUGGCUGGACCGACAGAAGGGCGGCGAGACGGUGGUGAACUUGUACCCCACCGCGGAGGCGGCGGCGAACGCGCGAGGGAAGAAAGCGCACGAGGAGAUCACGUACGUCGUCGAAGUGAAGACCGCGGACGUUAAGGGCGCGGGGACGGACAGCAACGUGUGGAUAUCCCUCGUCGGCGAAGGCGGACGCGGGUCAAACAAAAAACUCCCCCUCGACAGCGGCCGGAACAACUUCGAGCGAAAGUCCGUGGACACGUUCGAAGUGAAAGCGUCCGUGGGGACGAAGAUCGAGCGCGUCAGAAUCGGUCACGACAACGCCGGGAUCGGAUCGUCGUGGUGCUUGGGCGACGUCAGCGUCACCCCCGCCGGGUGCGAAACGAUUCGAUUCGACGUGCCCUUCGAGGGCGUCUGGCUCGAGGAGGGCGGCGACGUCGGGCUCGCCGUGGACGUCUUCCCGUUCGGCGCGGACGGCAAAGUCACGCGGAAGACUAUCAACUACAAGGUCAUGGUGCACACGUCGGAUAUACGCUACGCGGGCACGGACGCGACGGUGCACAUCGAGAUGUUCGGCACGAAAGGAUCGAGCGGGAAGCGGAAGCUCGAGACGUCGCGGGAUAAUUUCGAAAGGAACAAGUGGGACACGUUCUUCCUGGAGAUGCCCGAGCUCGGCGCGCUGACGUCGAUUAACAUCGGGCACGACAACGCCGGCGCUGGCGCGGCGUGGCACCUGGACAAGGUGAUCAUCUCCGACGAGAACGCCCCGGAGGAGGUGUUCGUGUUCCCCGCGGAUCCAAAGUCCAUGCGCGGGCGGUGGCUGGAUAAAGACGAAGGCGACGGCCUCACGACGGUGACGCUUCAACCGAUGGACGAGUCGAAAGGGAUCUUCUACCAGAUCACGGUGCAGACCUCGGACAUCAUGUUCGCGGGCACGGACGCGAACGUCAGCAUCACGAUGUACGGCGAGAAGGACGGCAAGAAGACGACGUCCGUGGAGAAGAUGCCGCUGGAAAACAGCUCGAACAACUUUGAACGCGGCGCGCUCGACACGUUCGAAAUCGGUCCGAUUCCCGACCUCGGGGUGUUGACGUCCAUCGACAUCGGCCACGACGCGUCCGCGCCCGGGAGCGGUUGGCACUGCCAGUACGUCGACAUCGUCGAGACGUCAAACCCGGACGACCGGUGGUACUUCCCGAUUCAGAGCUGGUUCGACCUCGGGACGAAGCCAAAGAAAAUUCGACAGACGUUUGCCGCGGCGAAGAAAGACCCGAACGCGGCGACGACGUCGUACAAGAUCGAGACGUGCACGUCGGACGUCACGGACGCGGGCACGAACGCGAACGUGCACAUCACGAUCUUCGGGGAUAAGGGCGACACCGGGAAGCUGAUGCUCGACAACGACAAGGAUAAUUUCGAGCGCGCGAUGGAUGAUGAUUUUUUCAUCGCCGACGCGAAAAACGUCGGGAAGAUUUCGCACAUCGAAAUCGGGCACGACGAGGCGUACUUGAGCCCGAAGUGGCACCUCGCGGAGGUGAGAAUAUUCAACACCGCGACGAUGGAGACGCUGACGUUCCCCGCGGACUGCUGGAUCUCGAAAAACGAAGGCCCGCACUUCCGAUCGGAGAUUAUGCUCACCCCGGGCGGCGUCGAAAACGCAAUCACGCUGAAGACGUACAAAGUAUCCGUCCACACCUCGGACGUGCGCUACGGCGGGACGGACGCGAACGUGACGUGCAGAAUCCACGGCACGCGCGCGGACGGCUCCAAGGUGCGCACGGGAGACAAGGUUUUAAACGACGGCAAGGACAACUUUGGAAGGAACAAAGAGGACGUCUUCCUCGUGAAGGACGUCGACGUCGGCGUCGUGGACGGCUUGUGGAUCGGCCACGACGGCACCGGGUCCGGGUCGGACUGGCACUUAAAUUACGUCGAGGUCGAGGUCAUGGACGAUGACGACGCGACCGCGCCGGUAUUCUUCUACCACGAGGACUGGCUCUCGAACGAGAAGAGCGAGGGAGUCAUGCUCAAACCGGACGCCGGCGGCAGCGGGAAGAUUCGGUAUAAAAUUUCCGUGCACACGUCCGACGUUCGUUUCGGCGGGACCGACUCCACGGUCAACAUCAAGCUCAUCGGCUCGAAGGACGGCAAGCCGGUGGAGACCGAGCUCAUGACGUUGGAGAACUCCGCGGAUAACUUCGAGCGCGCGAAGAUCGACGAGUUCAUCGUCAAAGUGCGCGACGUCGGGGAGAUCACGAGCGUGGACGUCGGCAUCGAAACCGGAAUGACGUCCGAUUCCUGGCACCUGAAGAUGAUCUCCGUGGACAACACGUCCACGGCCGCGAGAGAGGUAUUCUUCUACCACGAAGACUGGCUAAACAGCAAGUCCCCGCGCGUGACGCUGACGCCGUCGGACGGCAGCAAGAACGCCGCGGGCGUCGAAGACGGCCUGUGCCCGUACGUCGUCGAGGUCAUCACUUCGGACAUCAAAGGCGCCGGGUGCGACGCGAAAGUGUCGCUCGUCAUCUUCGGUAAGGAUGGCGAGAGCGAUUCCCUCGCGCUGGACACGUCCGCGGAUAACUUCGAACGCGGCUCGAAAGAGACGUUCCACGUCCGCGCCCCGGACGUCGGAGAGAUUGAACGCAUCAGACUCGGGCACGACAACAGCGGCAGCUUCUUCGGGAACGCGUCGUGGCACUGCGCGUCUGUGGAAAUCACAAACACGCAGACGAACGAGAGCGCGAUAUUCAACAUCAACAAGUGGUUCGCGGAGGACAAGCCGCCGAACAUGGUUUCCCAGGUGUUCUACCCCGGGGAUAACAAAGACGCGGCGCCGACGUUUCCGUACAUCAUCACGGUGAACACCUCCGACGUUUACGGCGCCGGCACGGACGCGAAUGUGAAGAUGACCUUGCGAGGGAUCGACCCGGAGGAUGGCUCGUCCACGACGAUGGGCCCGUUCCCGCUUUCGACGACCGGAGACGACUUCGUCCGCGGCAAAGCGGAAGUUUUCACCGUGCAAGGCCCGAAGCUCGGGGAGAUCAAAGAGUGCGUCGUCCAGCACGACGGCGCGGGGUUCAUGGGCGGCGGCGACUGGCACCUCGCGUGGGUGGACGUCGAGAACAAAGCGACCGGGUCGAAGGCGACGUUCACGUGUGGGGAUUGGGUAAAAGCGGACCAGCCGCGGACGCUCGCCGCGGAGGUCGUCGGCAGCUUCGCGUACGAGGUUGAGAUUCACACCGGGACAAAGUACGGCAGCGGCACGGACGCGAAAGUCGCCAUCGUCAUCACCGGCGACGCGGACCCAACGCCGUGGGCGCCGGAGUUGCUUCAAAAUGAAAAGAGCUUCUCCAGCGGCGGCGUGGACGCGUUCGAGGUCACGCGCGCGACCGACAUCGGCGCGAUCACGAGUGUCACGCUGUCGUGCCAAGAUAAAGGCAUGUUCGGGGACUCGUGGUACUGCGACAAGGUCAUCGUCAGGUCGAAGACGACGGGGCGCGAGUGCCUCUUUUUCUGCAACGACUGGGUCUCGUACGAAGGGAAAACGCUGUCGGAAAAGGUGAUGACGGACGCGGGGAUCGAAAACGAAGCCGCGGCGGCGGCAGCGAAAGCCUCCGGCGCCGCGGCCGCGGGGGACAUCCCGACCGAGUACAGAAUCACGACGUACACCGGGGACGAGCGCGGCGCGGGCACGGACGCGGCGGUGAGCGUCGAAAUUUUCGGCGCGAACGGUUCCUCCGGGGACAUCCCGUUGGACCAAGACGCGGAGCUUUUCGAACGCGAAGCCGUCGACGCGUUCGACCGCGUCGCAAAGAAAGACCUCGGCGAGCUCAAGGAAGUCUUGGUCUUCCACGACGGCGGCGGAUGGGGCAGCGGGUGGCUCCUAGACAAGGUCGAGAUCGAGCACGUGCUCACCGGUCGGACGUACGAAGCCGAGGUGAAGGCGUACGUCUACGGAUCGAAAGAGAAGGGCGUCAAGGCGGCGUUGAAGGUGACGCGCGCGGGGGCGGACCCGCGCGAGAUGAAGAAAAUUGCGGACGCGGCGGCGGCGGAGGCGGCGCACCUCGAGAAGCUUAAGCUCGGCGACGACGGCGGGGACGGCGGCGACGCGGGGACGCAAGCGGAGGCGUCGAAGGCGAUGGGCGAGGAGACGCCGCGGCCGGCGGAGCCGCAGGAGGCGGCGAAGGUGAAAAAGUUGGCCAAGGAAGCCGCGGCGGCGUCCGCGGAGAAGGCGGCGAAGACGCCUCCGGUCGACGAUGCAGCCAAAGCCAUCGCUGACGCGGCCGCGAAGGCUGACGAAGCCGCGAAGGCGAAGGCGGAUGAAGAAGCCAAGGUUGCGGCGAAAGCGAAGGCGGAUGAAGAAGCCAAGGUUGCGGCGAAAGCGAAGGCGGAUGAAGAAGCCAAGGUUGCGGCGAAAGCGAAGGCGGAUGAAGAAGCCGCGGACGCCGCCGCCGCGAAAUCAAAGGCCGACGACGCCGCGAAGGCUGCCGCCGCGGCAAAGAAAGCAAAGGCCGACGACGCCGCGAAGGCUGCCGCCGCGGCAAAGAAAGCGGACGACGCCGCCGCGAAGGCUGCCGCCGCGGCGAAGGCUGCGGACGCCGCCCCCGGCGCGUCCGCGGCGACGAAGCCGCUCGACGACGACCCCGCCGCGCCCGCGCCCACGCCCGAGCCCAUAGAGUACGUUGUGACCACGUUCCAGUCGUGCCCGGUCGACCUCGCGGUCACGAUCGUCGGCACCACCGGCGAGGCGAAACUCGUCAUCGAGAGCGGGAAGAUGGAGGGCGUCGUCGUCGCGACGAUCGGCGCGGCGCGGCAAGUUCGCGUCGUCGCCGCCGGCCUCGCGGACGGCGAGUCCUGCGCGCUGAUGGAGAUCUGCGUCUCCGAAGACGGCGACAUGGUGACGUUCGAGCUCGGCGACGACGCGGUGUUCACGACCGCGCACCCGGAGAUCCGGGUGAUGAAGUCCGCGCUGCCGGAGGCGCCGUGCGAGGAGUGGGAGGAGGCGAGGGCGAUGCGAAAAGGGCAGCCCGCGUCGUAUUGGUUUUCCAACGCGACCAAGGCGUCGGUAUGGAAGGAACCGAAGAAGUAUUAUCCGGUGAAGUUUAAGCGGCCGCCGAAGAAGACGGCGUCGGCGUCGGAGGGAGGCGACGCGGCGGCGGCGGCGGCGGCGAAGAAGGAGUAA
Micromonas pusilla CCMP1545 is the source of this 8694-nucleotide messenger RNA. RefSeq lists its product as uncharacterized. The record is from RefSeq and is a predicted model, not a curated record. The transcript has a single exon. Gene Ontology annotation, molecular function: protein binding. The coding region runs from base 1 to 8694 and encodes 2897 amino acids. Lineage: Eukaryota; Viridiplantae; Chlorophyta; Mamiellophyceae; Mamiellales; Mamiellaceae.